Molecule: messenger RNA, 2819 nt
Organism: Lecanosticta acicola
Lineage: Eukaryota; Fungi; Ascomycota; Dothideomycetes; Mycosphaerellales; Mycosphaerellaceae
Source: the annotation of a GenBank genome assembly
AUGGCCACAGUCACGGCGACCGUGACGCAGAUCGUCAACCGCACCGUUUCCCAAGCUGCGUCUACAGCGACAAGCACCAACCGAGCUACACCUCAAGGCGGUAUUCUGGAAGGUGGAAAUCCUACUCACUAUGACAAGAGCGUACGCAUGAACAUCGGAGACGGUACAUUCCUUGCGAGUUGACACCUGCGUAGAACCCAAUCAUUCUGUUCAUUAUCCAAGCCGGCAUCAUUGUCGUCUUCUGCCGUCUCCUCCAUUGGCCUCUGUCCAAGAUCCGGCAGCCUCGUGUGAUCGCCGAAGUCAUUGGAGGCAUCCUCUUGGGCCCUUCCGUGAUGGGUCGUAUACCCGGCUUUACAGACGCCAUCUUUCCGCAAGCCUCCAUCCCGAACCUCAACCUCGUCGCGAACCUGGGACUUGUGCUGUUCCUAUUCUUGGUCGGAGUAGAAGUCGAUCUACGGUACUUCUUCAGCAACUGGAAGGUCGCGCUCAGUGUUGGCGCCAUUGGCAUGGUACUGCCGUUUGGGUUGGGGUGCGCAAUAGCAUGGGGUCUAUACCACGAAUUCAGAACCGAAGAGGGCAUUGUCCACAUCGACUUUGGGACCUAUAUGCUGUUCAUUGGUAUUGCCAUGGCCAUCACCGCCUUCCCCGUCCUUUGCCGUAUCUUGACGGAGCUCAAGUUGCUUCAGACGCCAGUCGGUGUCAUUACUCUGUCAGCUGGAGUGACCAACGACGUUGUGGGCUGGAUCUUGCUUGCGCUCUGCGUGGCUUUGGUCAAUGCUGGUAGUGGGCUUACUGCACUUUGGGUACGUGAAAGAUGAGAAGGAAGAAGUGUGCACGUUUGGGCUAACGUAUGGCCACAGGUGCUGCUGACUUGCAUAGGAUAUGCAUUGUUCCUGUUCUUGGCGGUACGGCCUGCGUUUCUGUGGAUUUUGCGCAGGAACAACUCUCUUACGGAUGGUCCAUCCCAAUCGAUCAUUACAUUGACUCUCUUGAUCGCCCUGACAUCCGCCUUCUUCACCGGAGUCGUCGGCGUUCAUCCCAUUUUCGGUGCUUUCAUGGCCGGACUCAUGUGUCCUCACGAAGGCGGGUUUGCCAUCAAAGUCACGGAAAAGAUUGAGGAUUUGAUUGGCGCUAUCUUCCUCCCUCUCUACUUCGCCCUCUCGGGUCUCUCCACGAACAUUGGACUGCUCGAUAACGGCAUUACCUGGGCGUAUGUCAUUGGCGUCAUUGCGGUUGCUUUCUGCGCCAAAUUCGCCGGAGGAACCGUGGGAGCGAGGCUGAAUGGAUUGGUCUGGCGAGAAUCCUUCACCAUUGGAGCCCUUAUGUCCUGUAAGGGCUUGGUCGAGCUCAUCGUUCUGAACAUCGGACUCCAGGCGAAGAUUUUGAGCACACGCACAUUUACAAUCUUCGUCGUCAUGGCACUGAUCACCACGUUUGCUACUACUCCACUGGUGCAGGUGCUCUAUCCGCCUUGGUAUCAACGAAAGCUGGAAGCGUGGAAGCGCGGAGAGAUUGACUGGGACACUGGCAAGCCUCUUACCGACGAGGGCAACCAGAGUGAUGGUGUUGUUGGCCAGAAGACGGAGACAUCGAAGGUCAAGAAUCUUUUGGUCUACCUCCGCCUGGACAACAUGCCUACUCUGCUUGCUUUUGUUUCUCUUCUUGGAAACCAGCCUACCGAGACCAUGCAGAAAGAACACCCGUCGUUUACACCAGACAGCACCGACAAAAUCGUCCAAGAUCGACGCCGCAAGCACGUUGAGGUUCAUGGAGUUCGUCUGGUGGAGUUGAAUGACCGUGGAUCUGCUGUCAUGAAGGUCGGCGAGGCCGACGAGAUCACGGCAUUCGACCCAGUGUUGAACGCGUUCCGAGUUCUCGGACAGAUGUUUAAUCUUGCGGUUUCCGGAGAGGUCAACGUGGUGCCGACCAGCAGCUUUGCAGAGACGCUGGUCAACAAAGCCGUAGACGAGUCGUCCGAUCUCUUACUUCUCCCCUGGAGCGAGACCGGCAGCCUGAGCGAGACACAGAUCGUCUCGUCCGACAGUGCGAAGAACAAACUGGAUAGCGAUGCCUACAGUUCCUUCGUCCGACAGUCUCUCGACUCAGCGCAAUGCAACGCUGCCAUCUUCAUUAAUAAGGGCUUCUCUGGCACCCUGAAGCAGCGGCCCAUGACCAUCCGGCGUACCAUGAGCGCCCUGAGCGUGCGCAGCCAACGCGACCAGGAUCAGGCGAUUACCGUGAGUCUGGACCGCGAUCGGAGUCAUCACAUCUUCAUGCCCUUCUUCGGACUCAGCGCCGAUGAUCGCGUCGCUCUGCGAUUGGUCUUGCAGCUCGCGGAGAAUCCCGGUGUCACUGCCACGAUUGUGCAUUUCUCAUCGCUUGCAGAAGAAAAGGCAGUGCAGCAGCAGCAGCAGCAAGAAAUGAAGGUUUCUCGUAGCCGUAAUAAAAAGUUACUACAUCCGGGCACGAGCUCUACGGGUAGUAUCCCACAACAGCAGGAAGAAGAGGAGGAGCAUCUGGCAGGCUUCUUCGCCACGAUGCGAAGCUCUCUCCCGCGGGACCUCGCGCGACGGGUUGUGUUUGAGACGAUUCCGACGAGGGAUGAUGUGCUGGAGGCGGCCGUUCUGAGGGCUCAGGGGGAAAUCGCGCGGAAUCCGAGAAAUGGAGGCGAUGUUGUUGUUUUGGGGAGGAGUUUUGGACAAUUCCCGGGCCGCGAUCUGGGGGGGACGACGGAUUGUCUGGGUGGUGCGGCGGAUCGGUUUGCUGCUAGUGGGAUUUAUGCGUCUUUGCUUGUUGUGCAGGCUAGAGGGAUGGAUUGA